Pantherophis guttatus is the source of this 2305-nucleotide messenger RNA. Lineage: Eukaryota; Metazoa; Chordata; Lepidosauria; Squamata; Colubridae. The record is from RefSeq and is a predicted model, not a curated record.
GAGCGGAGCGCUGCUUGAGGAUCGCGGCCAGGAUGGCUCUGCGCUCUGCGCCCCUCUGGCUCCUGGUGCUGCUGGCGGUCACCCUACAGGAGAGCUGCGUUGGUUCCUCUUUGCACUCCCUCAAACAUUUCCACAUCACCACCUCGGACCCCAGUCAGGGGCUGUUCCAUUUUGUCUCUUUGGGGUACGUGGACGGCCAACUCUUCACUUCCUAUGACAGCAACAGCCGGAGGGUGAAGCCUCGAGUCUCCUGGGUAGAGAAGGUGGGGAAGGACGACCCCCAAUACUGGGACACCCAGAGCCAGAUAGGACACAGCAAUGAGGAAUUGUCCAGAGAUGACCUGCAGACUCUGAGGAGUCGAUACAACCAGAGCAAAGGCCUGCACACGUGGCAGCGGAUGUAUGGCUGUGAGCUCCAGAGUGACGGGAGCAAAGGAGGGUUUCACCAGUAUGGUUACGAAGGGAGGACCUUCCUCACCUUCGACAAGGAGACCCUCACCUGGGUGGCUUCUGACCCCCAGGCCCAGAUCACCCAGAGGAAAUGGGAUGCUCUUCCAGGAUGGAAUCACAGAAAGAAAGCCUACCUGGAGGAAAUCUGCAUUGAGUGGCUGGAGAAGUUCUUGUCCUACGGGAAGGAGAUGCUGCUGAGGACAGAGCCCCCAGUGGUGACAAUGAUCAGCAGGAUGGAGGAGGAGGAUGGGAUGGAGAUGCAUGUCUGCCAGGUCCACGGCUUCUACCCCAGGGAGAUCGAUGUCUCCUGGACGAGGGACGGGGAGGUCUGGCUGGAGGACACCAACCACGGGUUUCUGGCCCCCAACGCGGAUGGGACCUACCACUACUGGCUCAGCAUCCGGAUCGAUCCCAAAGAGAGGGGCCGCUAUCGGUGCCACAUGGAGCACGAGAGCCUGCAGGAGCCUCUGGACUUGGAACUGAAGGAACCAAAAUCCAACAUGGGCCUCAUCAUUGGCUGCGUUGUGGCUGCUCUUUCCCUGAUGUGUGUGAUUGUUGGGACUUUGAUAUUCUUCAAGAGACGUCAAGAUGGCUACAAUGCAGCACCCAGAAGCAACCAGGUCAUUUAGCUGCCCCCUCGCAGAAGGAGUGGACGCUCCCAGCAUGAGGAGAGAGGAGAGAAGAUGGGAUCGACCUUCCUCUGAAUUAGGCCGGACUCUCAGGAGGAGCCUUCAGGGCCUCCCAACAUGCAGGAACCCGGAUGUAUUUUGGGUCUUUCGUGAUGGCUUUUAUCAUUGAAUCUGUAACCGUUUUUAUUUUAAUUGAGGAAGCGAAGAAGAAAGAAAAUCUUACGUGUUUAUAAUUGUGGGAUCAAAAGGACUCAACUUGGGUUUAGUAGAUAUUUUUUUUAUUUAUUUGUAUCCUGCCGAAGGUAUCAAAGAUACCCAACACACCUUCCUCCUCCUCCUCUUUUCCCCACAACGACAACCCUGUGAGGUGAGCUGGGCUGAGAGGGAGGGACUGGCCCAAGGUCACCCAGCUGGCUUCCAUGGCUGACGCAGGACUUGAACUCACGGUCCCUUUCUAGCUUGGUGCCUUAACCACUAGGAAAAACUGCCUUGUAUAGCUUGUAAUGGCUCUCUAAUAGAGCUUGAUGCAACCAUGUUGUUAUUUCCGAUGACCUUUAAUGGUUUCAGAGAAGGGUUCCUGGAGAAUGGGGGGAGGAGAAGGAUGAAGAGUUGUUGCUGUUAUUUUAAGGGAUAAGUUAUGAAUCUUCAUCAUCCUUGCUUGGGUUGAAAGGGGAGAUUUGUUCCUAUCUCUUUAUUUUAUUUUUUUUAUUAGUUGAAUAAUAGAUAGUAUUCAUAAUGCAGGCCUGUCAAACAGGCGGCCGUGGGCCGGAUAAGUCACGCGCAGGCCACGCCCACCCUGGCUCAGCAAAGGCAAGAGAGUCGCGAUACGUCACAAUCCGGCCCAUGACUUGAGUUUGACACCCCUGGUAUAAUCUGUAAUAGAAUCUGGGGGGAAAAAAUUCUUUUAAAAAAGAAGUGUGCCUUCUGAGAUUUAUGCCAUUCAAGUAGUUAAUGUAUUUCAAUUUUUUUUUAAAUUAAACUUGACCAUAGUAUUUCAUCAUCCAAAGUUUGACAAAUAAUUAAUAUACCCAAGUAUACCAUUCAAACACUAAAUUUUUGCAGAUCGUCAUUUCUGGAUUUUCAUGCUUUAGAAAACUGUUAUUGAUUAUUAAAUUGAUUACAUGAGAUCAAUUGCACAGCCGGGCUGCUACCUCCUUAAGUAUUGUACAUAUCUUGUAAAGUUUGCCAAAACUGUUGGCCGAAAAUAAAUGCUUUUGCUUUCUUCC